Molecule: messenger RNA, 1221 nt
Organism: Cutaneotrichosporon cavernicola
Lineage: Eukaryota; Fungi; Basidiomycota; Tremellomycetes; Trichosporonales; Trichosporonaceae
Exons: 2
Coding region: 1-1221 (406 amino acids)
Source: RefSeq, a predicted model, not a curated record
AUGGUUCUGAUCAAAGGCUUCCUCUCGCGACCCCGACCUGAGGGCUCGGUCCUCGACCUCCCCGUUGACCAGUACGAUCCCGCCACCCACCUCCCCGGACGUAUCCAGGUCGGGUCCUAUUCCGUGAAACCCCUCGUCCGGAUAUCUGAUGUGCGGGACCACCUGACGAUAAUGGCGGCAUUUGCGAGCAUCUCGCUCCGCGAAGGAGUCAACUUUGGGCGGUUUGCGAGCCACGCAGCGCAAGAAUACGAGUUCUGGGCACUCUCGGUCCUCCCCCAUCGCAGGAAGAUGCGAAACAGCGGCAGUGGGGGGAGCUAUCACUCACUCCCUUCAUUGAGUCCGGAUCCGUCGCCAGUCAUGAGCCGGAGAAGUAGCGGGCGGAAACCAAUGCCACCAGCCCUAUCAAUAGUAGGGGCGAUGGAUGCCGGAAGGUCCAAUUCCGAGCCAGCGACAGGAGCACUCAAGCUCCAUAUUCCAGUCGAGACACUCGUCCAGUCGCCUGGAGCCAUGUCUCCGUCAUCCAGCGUUUCAUCACUGCCUUCGCCGACGGAGCACCCCCCACGCAGGAGGAUGCUGGCGACGUCCGAGAUCCCGACGAUGGCGGUGCUUAUGGCGUGGCACGCACAUCUCCUCUAUCCGGCACGCUAUGCCUCCGACACAGCAGAGGGACAAACCUACGCGUCUCUUGCAGAUGUCAUCUUCCCCCUCGCCGACGUGGCUGCUGCCAUCCGGAAUGGAAAUGUCCCAACGUCGCUAGAACGGGCACCCGAACUCCGCUCUCACAGUAUCUCGGGAUGGCGCGUUCCCGAUAUCGCCGUCGCUGUUCAACAACAAGCCGGAGUCGUGCAUGUCGUCCGCGAGCUGGGAUGGCUGGAUCCCUCCUUCAUUACUGGGCCUAUCGCGCCGCUGCAGCGCGCGAUUGUACGUUAUCACGCCUGGCUCGACUUGUUUUCCGCAACCCACGCGACCCGGCUUAGACCCACAAUUGAUAUCGAGUUGGUUUGGCGGACCCACCAACUGCGAGGAGGGGCAUAUCGCUCCGAAACGGACAAGUUGCUUGGCCACCCCCUCGACCAGGCGGAACGGGGGGACGACGAGCUCCUCCGCCGUACGGGCAGCCUCUGGUCUAAGCGAUUCGGGCACGGUUACGUCGAGGCGCCCAAGACGAGGGGGAUGCUUCAUCCCGGCCUGCGGAUGCCUGCUCGGAGAAGUACGAUGUGA